Messenger RNA from Anneissia japonica, 3340 nucleotides. RefSeq names its product neuronal cell adhesion molecule-like. The transcript has 20 exons. Gene Ontology annotation, molecular function: protein binding. Gene Ontology annotation, cellular component: axon; plasma membrane. The record is from RefSeq and is a predicted model, not a curated record. Lineage: Eukaryota; Metazoa; Echinodermata; Crinoidea; Comatulida; Comatulidae. Bases 248 to 3340 code for a protein of 1030 amino acids. Gene Ontology annotation, biological process: axon guidance; cell-cell adhesion.
AUACUCACGCAUAAUGCACAGUCUUGGAUGGUUCAUUGCACAAUGAACAAGGGAGUGUUCUCCUGUUCAUAAGAAACAAGAAGGAAACGUAUUGGAAUAUAUCUAACAUCACAUUUUUUCUUGUUGAUUUGGAUAUUGAUAUUUUUAAGACUUGGAAUACAAUUUAACAAGAAGAGUGAUAAGUUUGGGCUUUCAAAAAGGAAUUAUUGCUGUAGUUUUGCAAGGCCGCUAGGGACAACUUCUCAGGAUGGCCGGAGAAUUUUGUCUUGCGACUUUUAUCAUAAGUUUGAUGUUAUGUAUAACAUUAGCAGCAGAUUCAUCUCCACCCAAGAUCACAUAUCUAUGGCAUGGUGGGAUGUCGGAUAGCUAUGGAAAUCAACCUUUAGGAAAAUACCCUAUUGAUCCUAGGCAACCAGCUGUAUUUAAUUGUGAUGCUGAAGGCAUACCAGAACCUAUAUUUGUAUGGACAAGAAAUGGUAGUAUUAUUAAUAGUGAUGACAGGAUAAGCUUUGCAGGAUCUGGAAGAAAUAUGAGUAUAAAUAAUCCAACGAGAGAUGACAAUGGUUUGUACCAGUGCAAUGCAACCAGCAGUAGGGGAACAGCUCUGUCACAGGAGAUAGAUGCUAUUUUAGCAUAUAUGGAUCCAUUUACCGAUAAGGUAUCAAGUUUUACAAGGCGGCCCAACGAAAAGGUUAUUUUGAAUUGUAAUCCUCCAAAGUCAUUUCCCAAAGUAAAGAUAAGCUGGGCAAUGACAAAGGACCUCAACAACAAGUAUAAACUUAUAGAUUAUACAGUACGUGUUAGCCAGUCAACUACAGGUGACCUGAUAAUUGGUGAUGUAGUUGAGGAAGAUGCAGGAUUUUAUGUUUGUCAAGUUAACAACAUGAUUUUGUCCAAGAUACAGGACUCGCCUGCCAAAAGGAUAGUAGUUUCAGGAGAGCCCACAGGGCCACGGCAACCACAAUGGGUAUCCUUUCCUGACCCUCAAAACGAAGCUCUUGUUGGUUCAGACACAUCUCUUAAGUGUAUUGCAGAUGGCUAUGAAACACCUGACAUUGAAUGGGAAGACUAUCCUGAGAAUGAUGACCGUUUCAGUAUUGCCAGCUUCGGUCAAGAGCUUGUUAUUACCAAUGUGAAACUCUCCGAUUCUAAAGAUUACACGUGUGUUGCUGUGUCUGGAGACUAUGAGAUCAUCAAAUCUUUUGAAUUAAUAGUUCAAGCUGCACCGUCUUGGAUUAAGGAGCCUAAUGAUGUUGCAAUUGCCCCAGGAGAAACUGCCACCAUUACAUGUGAAGCUACUGGUGUUCCACCACCAGACAUUAGUUGGCUCGUCAAUGGAGCAGCACCUGCAACAGUUGAUCGUAGAGUCAUUUCUGGAAACACUGUUACUAUUACCGGAGCAACAACAGAAGAUAAUAGUGUGUACCAGUGUGUUGCUGAGAACAAACAUGGCAAGAUAAUGGCAGAUGCCAUCCUUAGUGUGAAUGUUGUUGAGGCUGAGAUUACAACACCACCAGAAAAAAACAAAGAGGCGGCCGAAGGUGAAUCAGUGACGCUAAAUUGUGGAUAUGUUGGAAGUCCAGCCCCAGUUGUCACAUGGGAAGGCAAAUCUGGUCAGAUUUCUAAUAAUGAUAAGUAUACAGUGAAUGCAGAUGGUAGCCUAACGAUCAAGAAUGUAGCCAAAACAGAUGAAGGUGAUUACACCUGCAAGGUAGUCAACAAAGGAGGAGAGUCUGAAGCUACAGGCAGUAUUGUAUUCAGAACGAAGACAACAAUAGUUCAAGGAGUAGUAGAUACAACUGUCAAGAAGCCAGUUCAGGCCACAUUAACUUGUACCGCAACCUACGAUGAAAAGGCAGAGAUAGUCUGGUCUUGGACUGCAAAUGGUAAACCAACAGGAGAAGUGACCCACGGUAGAUUCCGAUACAACAGUGAUCGUAACACCAUUGACAUUUUAAAGACGAAAGUAUCAGACACGGGCGAAUACUGCUGCACUGCAUCCACGACUUUCGACUCAGCAAAAUCAUGUGGAAAUCUAACUGUCCAAGAUGUUCCGACUGCACCAUAUGAUGUUAAAGUUGUUGACAGGGGAGAUGCUUCAGUUGCUAAGAGAAUAUCCUGGCAACCAUCAAACCCCAAAAAUUCUCCCAUUAUUGAAUACAUCAUUGAAUUUAACACCACCACCUAUGCGGGCUUUCCAUGGAAAGAAUUUAAGAGAACUUCAGAAACGUCUGAUUAUCUCGAACUUGCUGGUGGCUUAACAUACUACUUUCGAGUGAUUGCUCUCAAUGGAGUAGGUCAAUCAAAUCCCAGCCAGGCAAGCAACAGCAUACAAACUCCAGCAGGAUCUCCAACAGUCAACCCAAGCAACGUGGUUGGACAGAGUGAUAAUCCAAACACUAUGGUUAUAUCUUGGGAUCCAAUGGAUGUUACGCAAUAUGGAGGCGAAGGUUUCGCAUACAAAAUUGAAUAUAAGAACACGUCUUCAUCUGUUUGGAUGGAUAAAAUCGUACCAGAGGGUCAAAGUUCAACAACUGUUACGGACACGAAAAUCUACCAGGAAUUCCAAAUUAAAGUCACCGCUAUUAAUGAUAUUGGUGAUGGCCCAGAACCACAAGUGAUUAUUGGAUACUCAGGAGAAGGAACCCCACAAGCUGCUCCUGGGAAUGUCAAUGUCAAUGUGACCUCGCCAAACUCUGCAUUGGUAACCUUUGACCCUGUUCCUGCUGAAUCUCUUCAAGGAAAAUUGAAAUAUUAUAGGGUGUACUACACUGAAUCUGCAGCACAAGUGUCGGGCUCCCUUGAGUCUGUUGAGUGUGGCACACCAUCUUGUGAGGUCAGCAACCUAAAACCAUCAACAGAUUAUGAACUAUAUGUAGUUGUCGCAAAUGGUAAAAAGGAAGGACCACCUAGUGAAACGCAGCGAUUCAGCACUCCUGAAGCUCCUCCCGGUCAACCAUUAAAUUUUGAAAUUGUAAUGCUGUCCAAGAAGAUGAAGCUGUUUUGGGCUCCGGCUACCAGAGGAGGGGAAGUUGAUUCCUACCAGGUCAAAUAUAGUCCAAAAAUUAAUGAAGUACCAAUAGUGCAUAUUGUAAAAUUCCUCUAUCUGCUUUACAGCAAGGAGUGGGAUAAAUUAUUUAAAGUUUUACCAAAUAAAAAAAAAUGGAUACAAUACAGCCGGAUUUGGGGAACAAGAUCUAAUAGAGGAAGCAACAAGAAAAUCUGGAAUGGUGGUGACCAUACUAAUGGUGGUGAUCAUAGUGGUUGUGGUAGUGAUUGUAGUAGUGGUGGUGAUUAUAAUGGUGGUAGUGUUAGUUUUUGUGUUGUUCUCAACUCUUAA